This is a messenger RNA of Homarus americanus (American lobster), 6841 nucleotides long. RefSeq lists its product as uncharacterized. The coding region runs from base 94 to 1971 and encodes 625 amino acids. Lineage: Eukaryota; Metazoa; Arthropoda; Malacostraca; Decapoda; Nephropidae. The transcript is spliced from 5 exons. The record is from RefSeq and is a predicted model, not a curated record.
AUAAAUAAUCCGGAUCAACUGGGCCCCAGAAGACCCACCCAUGAAAAUUUUGAUUAUAGUCAUGGAUUUCCUAGGGGCCCACCUCUACCAGGAAUGGGUAUUAUUGUUCCAGGGCAGCCAGCACCUCCAUUUCCUAGACCACCAGUUGUAUGUAGGCCAUCUCUUCCUGAUGGAUCCCAUGCACCUCCACUACCUCCUCUACCACCUCAUGGUCCCAUACUGCAUCAUCCCCCUCCUCUUCCACAUCCCCCUCACAUUCCUCCUCCUCGCCCUCCGAUGCUUCCUCCUACUCCACAUCCUCACAUUCCUAACUUACCCAUACCACCCAAUAACCCGUAUUCAGUACCGCCUCCUACUGAGGCUAAAUCACAUCGUCCUCCACCUCCUAGUACUCAGAGGACAGACUCCACAAUGCACCCUCCAAGAUCAACACAGCCCAGGCAUUGUCCACCACCGCUCCCAGGUACACAGACAACACGGCCACCACCUCUCCCUCCUAACAGUUUUACAGUACAACCUCCACUCCCUCCUCUGCCUCCUCUACCGCCUUCACCUAAGGUUGAGCUAUCAAAGCCACCUCCUCCAAAUGAACCACCACCAUUUAUCCCAGUCAAAAAGACUCGUGAGCCUUCUGCAUCUCCACAGUCCUCAAAAGUGGAGUCAUUUACCAAGUCAUCCCACUCAACAAAAAUAGGAACCCCAAGCUCCUCAAAGCAGUCAGGAACCAGGAGAUUUUUUUCUAGUACUCCAGAUAUUGAACAUGCAAAACCCAUCCCAAGUAUUGUCUCAUCUCGUCCACCUGCCAAACCUGCCGUCCCCCAUGCUAGCAAUGGUAAUUCUAGGAUCCCUUGCCCUACGGUGCCUCCUAGUGUUACCCCAUAUACCAUUAUUCAAGCUUCUACACCUCCUCCUCCUCCACUUCCUCCCCCAGAUACUGUACAUCCUCCCUUCCCUCCUUUUAUGUGUUCUCCGACUACUUUUGAGGAAGAACCAUAUGAUCCUGAGGAAGCCACAUUUUCCCCAGCCUCCAGUGAUGGUUCCUCCCCACUAGAGGAAAGUGCAGAAGACACUCUUAUCAAUAAGUAUGUGAGGAAACCGAGUAAAUUACGUUCAUCUGAGAAUUUCUCCAGUUCCCUCAAAACGUCAGAAAGAAUAAGAUGUGACAACAAGAAAAAGAAAGUUUCUUUUUCUAAAGACGUAUCAUUUUCUUCAAAAAUAAACAAAUCACAAACAGACUCUCCUGCCAGACCAAACUUAGAUACUCGGCUGAAGAUCAUGUUUGGAACUGUAGAAGAAGAUGCGUCAAAAAAAGCCAGAAAGUCUUUGUCCCACGCGUUGUCGCCCAACUCGAAGUCGGAGAACGAAGUGGAAGAGCAGGAGAGGCCACUGUCUCCUACCCCAUCUCCAUUUGUGUCUAGACAUAUGUAUCUCUACUGGCAUAAGGAAACAAUCAAAGCAAGAAAAGCAUCCAAGCUGUCAAGUGUUGACUUUGUAAAUUCUAAUACAAGCACUCUAAGUGUUAAGCCACAACUAAAUGGACAGGUUUUAAUGUCAAUACCUCCAUUAAAGGGUAUGCCUCCACUUCCAAAAAACCUUCCAACUGUUCCCCCUCCAAACUACAAGAGUUCUCUAACAGAACCUUUUGCAAUUAAAGAGGGUAGCCUUAAAGCAGAGCUAAUUUUGAAAAAUAUCAACCGUAUGCACCCAUAUAAGAUCAAUGAUUCUAAGGGCUAUGUUCUGAAAAAUUCACUGGACUCCGAGUUAGAACUAACAAGUGAAGCAAUGCCAGGUGAGUCGAGUGAUGAAGAAAUGUCGGGCGUGCGUGGGAACGAUGAUCAUGAAAAUGUAACGGUUAAUCUUGUGAUGGCAAAAAUUGUUGAAGAACUUAAGCAGGUAAUUCGAGAAGAACUAACUAAAAAAAUUGUAGAAAAAAGGGUUAAAGUGUGCCUUGACAAGGAUAAAAAAUGUUAGGAGGAUGAUGAUGGUGAAAGUUUUUGCACACUUAGUACAAACCAAUACAGUACAGAAAAGAAUCUUCUCCACAAUAUUUUAUAUAUAGUUUAGCUGUGGUAAUUCUUCUUAACAUGGCAAUGAUUAAUACAGUUGUGUUUAUAUUCAAUCAUACAUUAAAGCAUUAUACACAGACUUGAACUAGAUAUCUGAUUAUACAGUACAGUACUGUGAUGUCUAAGUGUGUAAACUGAGUCUGAAGCUUGCAGUGUGAGGUCUCUUAGCAGUUUUGUUGUGAUAAUUUGCAUAAUCUGAACUUAAAAUAGGCUCAGAUAUGUUUCAUUAACUAUACUUUCAGGUAAUAGUAUUACUUCGCGGUGGUAAGGUUGCUCUGUUAAUUGAUGAAUAAUUUCCUCAACAUAUUUUUUCUUCACAUCAUCUUGACAACAUUGUAAGUUUGGUCAAACCAAUAUCAGUAUUGAUGACAACUAAUGUUUUUAUAUUUUGGAACAUUUGACGUUGUAUGAUGCAGCCACUUAACUGAUCAUGUCAUAGACACAAAAUGAAUGUAGUGAAGAAUAUUCACAAGGAUAUUAUUGUAUUAUACUUCAAUUUUUUUUUUUUUUAAUGCAGAUCAUCCUCCUACAGCUCAUGUAACUAGAAGCAUAUUAUGACAUACUCAAUUUAUUUACAUACAAAUUGAUUAGUAAUGCCAGGACCCCUAUGUGUGUUUCACUCAUUUUAUGAUAUCUCUGCAUUGGAAUUCAUUAUCAUAUAUUAUCAGUGCUGUAUGUUCUCUGGAUAUAUAAAUUAAAUAUCAGCACAAGUGACCCUUUACUUGAAUGGCUAUUUUUUAAUAUAUUGGGAAAAUGUACAAGUUCAUAUAUAUUUUUAUUUGCACUUUCGUAUGACUGUUAGAAAUGUCAGUUGUUUGGUCAGGUUAACAGUUACCAGUUAAGUUUAUUACAUCGACUCAAGAAAGUAAGUCUUUAGGUAAAUAAAAAGUGCUUCAGGAGUUCUCACUUAUCUUCUUCAUUAUACUGUACUGUAUAGUUUAAUAUAUAAUCAGAGUAAUUAUCACUGGUUAGUUAUGGUAUAUAGAAGUUGAUACAUUUACAGUUAUAAAACUUUUAUUUUACUUGGAAAUCCCUGUGAUGCUGUAAAUGUAACAAAUUAAUGAUACAGUAGUCAUUAUAUUUGAAACUAUUCUUAAAAAUAUGCUUUAAUUAUAUUGUUAUUUUUUUAUUGUAUUUCUCAUAGUAAAGCCAAAAAGUGUAUCAGACCCUGUAACUUCAUUUUGAUCUUUGUUACUAUACUCACCAUUAUCCUUCAGAAGUUUUACAAAUUAUCUUUAUGAAGCAAAAGUUCAAAUUUAAUUAUGGUCAUAAAAUUGUUAUGAGAAAGUAGAUCAAGAUGAUUCUGUCUAUAUAUGGUAUUUUUGUGACCUGCAGAUAGUUCAACAAGUAUAUACCUGAGAAAUCACCUAAUUAAGAUGCUCCUGGCAGAAUCUGUCAUGUGGGAGGCUGUUUGUAUUCUUGAGAUGGACACUGUCCUUUUUGAUAUCUGGAAAUGCUGUGUAAACAACUACUCAUUUAAGAUAACCAUAGUUGACAAAGCAAGCUCAUACCCCAGCUUGGUAGUUACUUCAAGAUGUCAAGUCAUGAACUUGGAUCACACACCUGCCUCUGGCCUGCUGUCAACACAUUUUACCUGUGCCCCCUUGUACUCCUUUUAUAUUUUCUAAGGAUACUUUUCUCAAAAUUGUUGGUAGUGUAACCUUUUAAUUUUAUGACCUAAGAGGUUUGAGUCAAGUAAACUAGUAAAGGCCUCAUCCUUGUGCACCUAUUGACUCAUUGAUUUUUCAGUUAGGGUUGGAUCUUUCCUAAAUCUAAGUUUAGCUGGAAAAGUUACUAUUUAUGUCAACAAAACAAUGUCCCUGCUUCAAGACAGUUUCCUGGUCAAGGAGGGUUCUGCCAAGGAUUCUUCUGGGGGUGUGAUCUCUGAGGUUACAUAUCUUCCUCAUUAGCCAUAGAAUGGGAUUUCAUUCUGCAGUCCUUUGUUUUAUAAUAUGUGUAAAGCUCCAAAUUAAUAGCCAUCCAUCUUCUACUUAACAUUGCACAUAAUCAUGUCUGAAUUUCCAAAAUUAGCUAUUCUAAGGAUGAGCAUUUGGUGGUCAGUGCUAGGUGCUUAUUUGCUUUUAACCAUAUUUAACAUAUGUUAACAGACUAUACAGAUAGACAUACAGGAUGUGUGUAAUCAGUAAAUGUAGUGCAUAUUGAACUCUCUCAUUUUUAAAACAAUUUUGUUCCUAGCUAUGAGAUUUAAAAAAGAUUGUUUCAAAUGUCAUAAGUAUUUUGGAAACAGGUUUAUUAUGAGCUGUGAGUUGAAGAAGAUAUCAAUUUUAUUUUGACAAUUUAGCUGUGAAAACAUAUUUACAAGUGUCAAAUAAUUUUGGAAAUGUAGAUUUAUUUCUAGGUGUGAGGUGAAGAAGAUAUUUUCAAGUGUCAUAUAAUUUUGGACACCGGUUCAGUCCUAGGUGUGAGAUGAAGAAGAUAUUUUCAGUCAUCAUGUUGCUGAAGCUCUCCGCUGUCCUACACCUUUUUCUUAACUCUCCCAGGUUGUUGCCUCACUAUGCUGUGGAAAACUGUUCUCAAGCUACUAACUUAUUCCCAGGUGGUCUUCCUGACGAUGGACCAACCUUUCAGUGGCUUAGCAUUCUGUGAAGGGUGUAAGGUAAUCCAGUAAUUGCUGGAUGAGAGGAUCAGCAGCUGCUUGGUCACCCUGUACCAUAACAGAACACUCCUUUAUGACAGUGAAAGAAGAUCUCAAGUGGUGGUCCUCCAGCCAGUCAGGCAGUAGAGGACACUGGCAGUUUUACUACCAAAGAUGUACCAACGUAUAGACACUGACAUUGGGGACGAUGAACCGCUGCCACUUGAAAUGGGGUUUGCUACCAGCGAAUGCAGCCCAGCCCAGGGAAAAGACGCCACGGUUUGUUUAUGUUAUGAGAAGGCGCGGGCGACCCAGCAACAGGUGCGUACUGUACCAAGUAUUUUUAGCUCUAUUAGGGUGUGUUUGAAAGGUGGAGAAUAAUGGGUGUUAUGUGAAGAAUGUGAUGAAUGCGUGGGACAGUUUGUAAGCCAGAAUAAGGCUAAUAAAGGCAUUUUUCUACAGACACUCCUCCCCCGCCACCCCUGAAUGAGUCGGCGCCAAGCUGCCACCUCCUUGUUAUGCUGAUGGGUUGGGUUUGUUGUUAUGCACUGUACUGUUUAGUUCCUACUAAUGUGUUGUGCCAAUAUGUGAUCAUGACAACAGUUGAUGCUUGUUAGUAUGUACAAUGGCAUGACUAGUUAUGUCUGAUCUAGGUCCCAGCCUUUCCUUCCUCAGGUGAUUUCUAGAGUAAAUAAAGGAGAGAAAAUUACAAGUGUGUGUCCUAUCCCUGCUAUGAGAGCCCGCUCCUCUGUUCAAGCUACACUUGCAAUUGCUUGCAUGAGUAAGUAGGGAUUCAACCCUUCAGAGCAAAGAACAAGCAGCACUCAGGCAAUAAUUAAUAUACCAGAAAUCACCUGGGGAGGAGCACGGCACCACUGCCUGCUGAGGAUCGACAGCAAUGGAGUGAGCUUGGAUUGAUGAAGCAGUUAUUUAUGUAGAGGAGGACGGACCUAGAAGCCAAGCAUGAGUUACCCAUCCCCACACUACGCCCAGAGGAGAAUUUGAUCAACUUAAGAAGUUCGGAAGGUAGAAAUAGAAACUACUUCUCCAGGGAGAUGAGAACCAUGACUUGGUGUCCAGAUGAUGAAGCACCAUCAAUAUGGACAAGAGAAAUGAACAAGACUACAGAAAAGGAUGAAUAUGCCCUAAAUAAGUCAGUCUACCUAACAACAACAAGUUGUAUCGUGAAGAAGGAAGUGUUGGUUAGAUACGUCCACAUAAGUACUAAAACAGAUUAUAACGGUGAACUGAAAGUUUAUAUACUGUAGGAAUGAGGGAAGGACUUACUGACAUUGUCAUAAUAUGGUUGAACUUAGGUUAUUUUCGACAAUAGUUUCAUCUCAUUUGCAUAAUACAAUAUUUUCCUGUUGCUGGCACUGGAAUGAGAGAUCUUAGUUAAAGAAUUUGCUGUAAUUUUCAGUAAUUAUUACAUCUAUACAACCUGUUUGUAAUCAAUGAGUUUUUCCUCUGUGGACAAACUUUUGUAUUAUUAAAAAUAUUUGUAUAUGUUGAACAUGUUAAAAAUUUUAAUUUCUGAGGCAGUGUGUCACUGCUAGGGGUUGUGUGAGGCCACCAGGGGCUGUGAGAGGCCACCAGAGGUUGUUUAAGGCCAUGAGGGCUGUGUGAGGCCGCCGGGGGCUGUGUGAAGAUCCCAUGGUUGUGUGAGGCCACCAGCGGCUGUGUGAUGCCACUAGGGUACUGUUCGUGACUACGUGAUGAUGUGUGAGGCUUUUAGAGUGCUAUUUGUGCAUCUGAGGGGCUGCUAAUUGAUGCCUCGAAGGUCUACCUGAUGCUCCAUUGGGGCUCGGUGAUGCUGCCAGGGCUUGUGGGAGACUACCAGGGGCUGGAUGAGGUUGCUAGUUGUGUACAGCUAGUUGGGGCUUUUGAUGCCAUAAGAUGACACUAGUUGCAGUGACAGCCUUUACUCACUAGAGGCUGUCUGUCACUACUAGACACUGUGAGCUGCCAGGGGCUGGGUAAGGCUUCUCUGGUUGAGCACUUACUAGUGGUAGGCAAAACACGUCGACCAGGCUUGUAGCCUUGCAUGAUCCAGGUUAGGUCACUAUAAAGGGUGAACUAACCUGGUCCACAGCCUCUCGUGUGUCAUUCAAUAAAAAUUUUGCAACUAUUUGUAGUAACUUAUUUGUACCAUGUAUAUAAAAAUAAUUAUUAUUUUUCA